Messenger RNA from Plutella xylostella (diamondback moth), 2330 nucleotides. Its product is annotated as transmembrane protease serine 9. Gene Ontology annotation, biological process: proteolysis. Gene Ontology annotation, molecular function: serine-type endopeptidase activity. The record is from RefSeq and is a predicted model, not a curated record. Lineage: Eukaryota; Metazoa; Arthropoda; Insecta; Lepidoptera; Plutellidae.
CGCAGGAGGUGGAAGCAUUUAGCGAAGCGAGCUCUCAGGGGCUACAUCCUCGCGUGCGUCCUCCAGCCCACUGUUGUACGAUUUGUGACCGUGUUAUUAUGGCGAUAAGGACUUGUUUGAUUAUCCUGUUUGGAGUUAUUGUGGUGUCCUGCGGAAGUGUCCCGGAAAAAUCUGGAUUUUCGCAGAGCGACGGCGCCCUGUACACCGAUGAUGCGGUUAUUUUAAAUGCGGUUGUACCAAGGACUCGGCGAGAUGCAAACAACACCCGCGACGGAAAACAACUCUUGUUCUUUAGAAGACAGGCAUCAACCCAGGACGACGGCGCUUUCGGCCUAGACUGCGAGACUACGCUGGGCAAGCGGGGCACGUGCAAGAGCUUCCGCGACUGCUUCCCGCUGGUGAAGGUGGCCGAUGUCACCGGCUGGGACGGCUGGGUCAUGGGCCACUACGACACUUGUAGCUACGUCAGCGGGGACAAUAUGGAGGUGUUCGGCGUAUGCUGCACGGAGGGGCGGGAGACGCCGCCCGCGCAGGACGCCGACGUGCAGCGGCUCAGCCCCGUCAGGCACGCCGCGCUGCCGCUUACGCCGCUCAGGAUUGCUGGGUUCCCCAGCAACUUGUUGCCAGGCCUGUCUCCCUGGGCGGCAGGCGGCGGCGUGGCCGUGCGUCAGAUCCCCGCGCAGUGGCCGCCUACCAUCCCGCCCCUGCCUACCCACCCACCGGACCACAGCGCGCCUACCCAUCCGCCCUCGCUCGUUGCAGGUGGGCCCACCACCGCGCGUCCCAUCGGCGCCGCCACCACUUGGCCCACCAAGGCUCCUGCUGCCGCCACUACACAAGCUACUACUAAACAGUCAUGGGCAACUUCGUACCCUACGCGACCGACUACCGCCUCGCCUUCAGUGGACACUUCCUGUGGCAUCAAGAACGGCGCUCAGACGUACGACUCCCAGUUCCAAGACGAGGAGCGCAUCGUGGGCGGGCACAACGCGGAGCUGAACGAGUGGCCGUGGAUCGUGGCGCUGUUCAACAACGGCCGGCAGUUCUGCGGCGGAUCCCUGAUUGAUGACAUGCACGUGCUGUCCGCGGCGCAUUGCGUGGCUCAUAUGACAUCAUGGGAUGUGGCGAGAUUGACGGCGCGACUUGGCGACCACAACAUCCGCUCCAACGCCGAAACACAGCAUCUUGAGAGGAAGAUCAAGCGGGUCGUCAGACAUCGCGGGUUCGACAUGAGGACAUUGUACAACGACAUAUCGAUCCUGACUCUGGACCAGCCGGUGAAGUUCUCCAAGACCAUAAGGCCCAUCUGCCUGCCGGCCGGGUCUCGCGCCUACAGUGGACUGGUCGCCACCGUCAUCGGCUGGGGCAGUCUUCGAGAGAGCGGGCCGCAGCCGUCGAUCCUGCAGGAGGUGUCGAUCCCGGUGUGGUCCAACCAGGAGUGCCGGCUGAAGUACGGCGGCGCCGCGCCGGGCGGCAUCGUGGACCAUAUGCUGUGCGCCGGGAAGGCUAGCAUGGACUCUUGCAGUGGUGACAGCGGCGGCCCGCUAAUGGUGAACGAGGGCAGCCGCUGGACGCAGGUGGGCGUGGUCUCGUGGGGCAUCGGCUGCGGCAAGGGCCAGUACCCGGGCGUCUACACCCGCGUCACCGCCUUCCUGCCCUGGAUACAGAAGAACUCCAAGUAGACUGGCCGGAAGAUGAGGAGUCUCUAUCGGCGGAAGCCGUGCGAUAGAGGCCCUUCUGACGGUGGAGCCUGGCGACCGGCCGGUGUAGCAGGUGGAAUAAGCAACGUACGAGAUUGUAUACACAGGAUGUCAGAAAAAUGGUAUAGUAAUCUGAAAGAGCGUUGUUCAAGCGUAGGUGGUUUUGAAGGUCGUAGAAGAAAUGUUGUCCAGAAUUGUCGCUAGCUUCUUUCGGCUUUUUAUACCACUUUUGCCAUACCCUGUAUUUAGGAUUUAAGCAAACGUAGCAGUAAUUUAGGUCGAUGAAAUACUCAUGUUAGUCGUAGUGUACACCCAUGCUCUAAAGUUGGAAUGCGAAAAAUAUUUUGAACGAGAGUGGAGUUGACAAAUUCUUCAGAAAAGGUCGAUAGUAUGACAUGCAUUUACGUAAUUAUUAGGUACGAUUCAUUUUAGUUAUUUACUAUAAUUUUAUGUUUUGGGUUUAAAGAACUAAUUUCAUUGAGAAAGUCAACUAAGAGAUUUUGCCUUUCUUAAUAAAUUAGGAACUAAUUAUUUAGGAUAUUGUAAGUUGCGCCUUUAUUCUAGUAUUUUCAGUGAUCGUGCCAAGUUUGAUAUAAGAUGCUUAAUAAAUGAAAUAGUUUGUAGUACGUA